GGCCGGGCGCCCAACGGGGCGUGUUCAGCUGGAGUAGCGACCAUAGAGACGGGCGCGCGCGCUCCUGAGGCAGAAGCGCGCCUCCGAACGGCGACCACGGAGCGCGGACACUCUGCCUUUCCUUCUCUAUGGCCAGACCUCCGGCCGCGCUCCUCCUGGCGCGGGGCGCCUCCCGAAGCUCCCCACUCAGCCCACGGCGGGGUCGGCAGCGGCGGCUGCGGAACUGAAGUGCCGGGGUCUGCGCCGCACACCGAGGGGAAGAGUUAGCCGGGGACGCCGAGGCCCCGGAGGGGAACCCUUGGGCCGGAGCGCCGGAAGCACGGUCUCCGGAAGUCCCCGGCUUGGGUUGGCGCGGUCUGUAGGAGGCAGCGGCCAGCAGGAAGCCCCGGCCCCAGCAUGUCCCAGGCCACCAAGCGGAAGCACGUGGUGCAGGAGGUGCUCGGGGAGCACAUGGUGCCCUCGGACCAGCAGCAGAUCGUGAGGGUUUUGGGGACCCCCGGCAACAACCUGCACGAGGUGGAGACUGCGCAGGGGCAGCGCUUCCUGGUCAGCAUGCCCUCCAAGUACCGAAAGAACAUCUGGAUCAAGAGAGGGGACUUUCUCAUCGUGGACCCCAUCGAGGAAGGGGAGAAGGUGAAGGCCGAGAUCUCCUUUGUGCUCUGCAAGGACCACGUCCGCUCCCUGCAGAAGGAGGGACUCUGGCCAGAAGCCUUCUCUGAGGUAGCGGAGAAACAAAGCAACAGCAGGAACAGACCACCUCAGCCAGAACUCCCGGGAGAAGUGCAGUCUUCAGAAGAGGACAGUUCCGAGGACGACUCGGACCUCUUUGUCAACACCAAUCGUGUGCAGUACCAGGAGAGCGAGGAGGAGAGUGAGGAGGCCUGAGGACCCAGCUCUGUGGAUCCACCCCCCUGGAUGGGGAUGAGGCCAGGGCCCCCCAUCUGAACUCUUCUCUGUCAGAUUAAACCCCUGGUGGGUUGAGAGACAGCCAUUUGUUCCCCUUGUACCGAUGUGCCUAGUAAAGCGAUUCCGGUUUUUGACAUCUCGCUCCGGUGAAAAGAGGAGGAAAGGAGGGACCCAGGAAUGGCUGGGUGCAAGGCUGGCCUAAGCCUUGACCAGCCCCUAGGGCGUUUCUGGAUGGGCCCCAACAAAGGGCAACACCUAUUUCCACCCACCCAGGCGAAAAUGGAUUCAUAACUUAAACAAGGGAGGAAAAAAUAAGGAGGGAAUUUUAUUUAAUAUUAAAGGACUGGGGACAUGG
Messenger RNA from Dromiciops gliroides (monito del monte), 1261 nucleotides. RefSeq names its product eukaryotic translation initiation factor 1A domain containing (gene EIF1AD). Lineage: Eukaryota; Metazoa; Chordata; Mammalia; Microbiotheria; Microbiotheriidae. The record is from RefSeq and is a predicted model, not a curated record. Gene Ontology annotation, cellular component: nucleus. The transcript has 6 exons. The coding region runs from base 397 to 885 and encodes 162 amino acids. Gene Ontology annotation, biological process: translational initiation. Gene Ontology annotation, molecular function: RNA binding; translation initiation factor activity.